This is a messenger RNA of Paramuricea clavata, 276 nucleotides long. Lineage: Eukaryota; Metazoa; Cnidaria; Anthozoa; Malacalcyonacea; Plexauridae. The record is from the annotation of a GenBank genome assembly.
AUGGUUUACCAUUUACCAAAAUUUUUAGAAACCUACAAAACUGUAAAACUAUUUAGUGGUCAAGGUGUUGAGAAAAAUAAUGACGUAGCCAGAAGCAUAGUGUUAAGAAAAUCAAAUAAUUGGGAUGCCGCUGCAGACGUUUUGAAACUUGAGUCAAGGCAAUGGGACCUAAGAGAGAAAGAACGUAUAAAAAGAUCAUACACUAAAAAAAAAAGCCAGUGCUGGGAACAUGAGCUUGAAGAAGAAAGAAAAAAGAGAAGAAAAACAUUAAUAUGA